Molecule: messenger RNA, 1752 nt
Organism: Saccharomyces paradoxus
Lineage: Eukaryota; Fungi; Ascomycota; Saccharomycetes; Saccharomycetales; Saccharomycetaceae
Gene: FMP25
Product: Fmp25p
Exons: 1
Coding region: 1-1752 (583 amino acids)
Biological process (GO): mitochondrial respiratory chain complex III assembly
Cellular component (GO): mitochondrial inner membrane
Source: RefSeq, a predicted model, not a curated record
AUGUCAUUCAGAUUAUUGACGAGGACUUCUCAAUGUCUCCCCCGCCUUAACUGGUUUAUUCCCGUCAGGCGGUACGCCAAACAACCUCAGUACGAUGAAGCAGAGUUGUUUGCAGAAAAUAUUAACCAUGGCGCAUAUAAAGCCAAAAAAAGGCCAUCCGAUGAGCAUUUCCAAUGGCCUGAAAAGUCUCCUGACCAGAUUUCGAAGGAAUCUGAACUUCAAUGGGAAAGAAUGGCUAAAUUGUCCGCCGUUGGGCAGGGGAUCCUCAUUCUUCUGGUAGUGGGUGGGCUGGGAACGGCCUACCUGCGUUGGCCAGAAUUAAAAUCCUGGUGGUUAAUCAAGAUGAAUGGCGGUCGCAUAGAUGCAACGCAAGAGCAAAGUGGUCAGGAUUCAUUGGAGAAAUUGAUCAGGCAAAAGGCCAAAAAUCUAUUAAGGGAGAUCCCUCAAGUACCUGCCUUUCAACUUGGAAUAGAUCAUCCUGGUGUGUAUAUAUGGGGGAGGUGUCAUUCUAAGGACUCAUUGUUCCCCAUUAGAGUACCUAAUCUGGAUGAUCGUAAAUUCAGAGAUGUCCUGCUAGCUCCCUCUGACGACUUCAACACUAAUUUCGCAAUUGACGAGAAAGGUGAUUUGAUAUCAUGGGAUGAUUUGGGACAAACAAAAACGUUAUUACCAGACCAAAACCUAACUUCAAUGAAGUACUCUAGUGACUUCUUGUAUGCAUUGAAUAAAAAGGGUGAAAUAUUGAUUAUACCUAUUAGGGCGCCGGACCUGAUGGCUUCCAAACUAUCGUUAAGAAGGUCGAAAUUGUUGCCAUGGAAGAGAAAACUAAAAUAUGACUGGAAAUUACAAACAAGUAAGGUUUUUAACGGUAAGAAAGGAGAGAAUCGCAUAGUACAAUUUGACGCUGGUUGCCAUCACCUUGUGUUGCUAUCCAAUUUAAACAAGGCUUAUUCUUGCGCGACAGGGAAUGAUAAAAAACAAGCUCAAGUAUCCAGAGGACAAUUCGGUAUACCAACAUUUUCACAAUUUGAUGAAUUUCCUCCCAAUAAUGAGCUAUUCGAAAUCGAACUAUUGAACAAAUUCAAACACGAAGGAGACGACUUUAUUCAGAAAAGAGAAAUUAAAAAGAUAGCUUGCGGGUCAUAUCAUACACUGGCAGUAGAUCAGAAUGGUGAAAUGUAUGCCUUUGGCUGGAAUAGGUUUGGCCAAUUGGCAUUACCUAUUUCAUACAACCUGGAAUAUGUUUCUUUCCCAAGGUCAGUAACGCACGCAUUUAGACCGCAUUUCCCAGGUAUGACGAACUGGAAAUGUGUGGAUGUUCAUUGUGACGAUGAAACAUCAUUUGUGACCAUUCGUAAACCUGGCUCAACGCCAGAUCAUCAUUAUUUUGCGUUUGGUAAUGGACUUUUUGGCGAAUUAGGUAAUAACACUUUCAAGAACUCACAAUGCGAUCCUAUAAAAAUCAAAUUGGAUGACAAGGAAUUAACCAAUUGGAGCUGUGGCUCCCAUUGCGUAUUUGGUGAAACUGGGCAAGAGAAUGAGAUCAUUGCCUGGGGAAAUAACGACCAUGGCCAACUAGGUAUUGGAAAGAAAACUAUGAAAUGCGCUAAACCGAUUAACAUUCCCAACGUCCUGAAGCCAGGACAAGAUACGACGGAUUUGGACUCAAUUUAUAACAGCAGAUUGCACUUAGAAAAGCAACAACGUAUUGUUACUAACGGUAAUAAAAGUUGUAUAUACUGGCGGGUUUGA